This is a messenger RNA of Pangasianodon hypophthalmus (striped catfish), 11219 nucleotides long. RefSeq names its product argonaute RISC catalytic component 2 (gene ago2). NCBI's taxonomy places the organism in Eukaryota, Metazoa, Chordata, Actinopteri, Siluriformes, Pangasiidae. Gene Ontology annotation, biological process: regulation of DNA-templated transcription; regulatory ncRNA-mediated gene silencing. Gene Ontology annotation, molecular function: RNA binding; protein binding; endoribonuclease activity, cleaving siRNA-paired mRNA. Gene Ontology annotation, cellular component: RISC complex. The record is from RefSeq and is a predicted model, not a curated record. The transcript has 19 exons. The coding region runs from base 230 to 2803 and encodes 857 amino acids.
GGUUCCAGAUUUGUCGAGUACACAGCAGGUCGUGUUGUGACGGGGGAUGGGAGUGGGGAUUUCUCUCGCGGUCUUGUAGUUGAACUCUUGUCUGAAACGUUGUUUUCUUGGUGAAAACAGGCUUCGUAGCCGAUAAGUUGACUUUCCUGCUCGCGGAUGCACCUCGCGACGUCUCAAAAGCGAAAAUAAUCUGCGCGCGCUCGGCGAGUUCUGCUACAAACCAGCUGAAAUGUAUUCGAGCGGAGCAGCGAGUGCAGCUCCUCUGUCUCCUCCACCAGAAGAGUAUGUGUUCAAACCACCCCAGAGGCCAGACUUUGGCACCAUGGGUAGGACAAUCAAACUGCAAGCCAACUUCUUUGAGAUGGAGAUCCCCAAACUGGAGGUGUACCAUUACGACAUUGACAUAAAGCCUGAGAAGUGCCCACGCAGGGUCAACCGUGAAAUUGUUGAGCACAUGGUUCAGCACUUUAAAACACAGAUCUUUGGUGACCGAAAGCCUGUGUAUGACGGGAGGAAGAAUUUAUACACGGCAAUGCCCUUACCCAUAGGGAGAGACAAGGUGGAGCUGGAGGUGACGAUCCCUGGAGAAGGCAAAGACAGAAGCUUUAAAGUGGCCAUAAAGUGGGUUUCUUGUGUUAGUCUGCAAGCUCUUCAUGAAGCACUGUCUGGACGGCUACCAAGCAUCCCUUUUGAGACCAUUCAAGCUCUAGAUGUGGUCAUGAGACAUUUGCCCUCCAUGAGGUACACACCUGUUGGCCGCUCAUUCUUCACACCAUCUGAAGGCUGCUCCAACCCUCUUGGUGGUGGAAGGGAAGUCUGGUUUGGCUUCCAUCAGUCUGUUCGUCCAUCUCUUUGGAAAAUGAUGCUUAACAUUGAUGUAUCGGCUACGGCAUUCUACAAAGCCCAACCAGUGAUUGAGUUUAUGUGUGAGGUUUUGGAUUUUAAAAGCAUCGAUGAACAACAGAAGCCCUUAACAGAUUCCCAAAGAGUCAAGUUCACUAAGGAGAUAAAGGGUCUGAAAGUAGAGAUCACGCACUGCGGGCAGAUGAAGAGGAAAUACAGAGUUUGUAAUGUAACCAGGAGACCAGCCAGCCAUCAGACGUUUCCCUUACAGCAGGAGAAUGGGCAAACCAUCGAAUGCACUGUGGCACAGUACUUCAAAGAUAAAUACAAAUUGAUACUUCGAUAUCCUCAUCUCCCAUGUUUACAAGUUGGUCAGGAGCAAAAGCACACUUACCUUCCUCUUGAGGUUUGUAACAUAGUGGCUGGACAGCGAUGCAUCAAGAAACUGACAGACAAUCAGACUUCCACUAUGAUUCGUGCCACAGCCCGGUCAGCGCCUGACCGCCAGGACGAAAUCAGCAAAUUGAUGAGAAGUGCCAACUUUAAUAGUGACCCUUACGUGCGUGAGUUUGGGGUCAUGGUAAGAGAUGAGAUGACUGAAGUGAAUGGCCGAGUCCUCCAGGCACCAUCAAUUCUCUAUGGAGGACGGAACAAGGCAAUAGCUACCCCAAUCCAAGGCGUAUGGGAUAUGAGAAACAAACAGUUCCAUACUGGGAUAGAGAUCAAGGUUUGGGCCAUUGCCUGCUUUGCUCCACAAAGGCAAUGCACUGAGCUCUUACUAAAAGCAUUUACAGACCAGCUGCGCAAGAUUUCUCGUGACGCAGGCAUGCCCAUUCAAGGCCAGCCUUGCUUUUGUAAGUAUGCUCAGGGAGCUGACAGUGUGGAACCCAUGUUCAAACACCUGAAGUACACCUACCAAGGCCUGCAGCUGGUCGUAGUCAUUCUUCCAGGGAAGACACCUGUUUACGCGGAGGUGAAGCGUGUCGGGGACACAGUUUUAGGAAUGGCCACUCAGUGUGUCCAGGUGAAGAAUGUCCAGAAAACCACUCCACAGACCCUGUCUAACCUCUGUCUGAAGAUCAAUGUUAAGCUGGGUGGAGUCAACAACAUUCUGCUUCCACAGGGAAGGCCCAUGGUUUUCCAGCAGCCUGUAAUUUUCCUGGGCGCAGAUGUGACUCAUCCUCCAGCAGGAGAUGGAAAGAAACCCUCCAUUGCUGCAGUGGUUGGCAGCAUGGAUGCUCACCCAAGCCGAUACUGCGCCACAGUGCGGGUUCAGCAGCACCGCCAAGACAUCAUUCAGGACUUAGCUGCAAUGGUGAGAGAACUGCUGAUUCAGUUCUACAAGUCAACCCGCUUCAAACCCACACGUAUUAUCUACUACAGAGAUGGCAUUUCAGAAGGUCAAUUCCAUCAGGUCCUGCAACAUGAGUUACUGGCGAUCCGUGAGGCCUGUAUAAAGCUAGAGAAGGACUACCAGCCGGGCAUCACUUUUGUAGUAGUGCAGAAGAGACACCAUACCAGGCUUUUCUGUAUGGACAGGAAUGAGAGGGUUGGAAAGAGUGGGAACAUCCCUGCUGGCACCACAGUUGACACAAAAAUCACUCACCCAUCAGAAUUUGACUUUUACCUUUGCAGCCAUGCUGGUAUUCAGGGUACUAGCAGGCCUUCUCAUUAUCAUGUGUUGUGGGAUGACAACCACUUCACUUCAGAUGAGCUACAGGUACUCACAUACCAGCUGUGCCACACCUACGUGCGCUGCACUCGCUCUGUCUCCAUUCCUGCACCUGCCUACUACGCCCACCUUGUGGCAUUCCGAGCACGCUACCACCUAGUAGACAAGGAACAUGACAGUGCUGAAGGCAGCCACACAUCAGGCCAAAGUAAUGGUCGAGACCAGCAGGCCCUGGCUAAAGCUGUGCAGAUCCACCAGGACACACUGCGCACCAUGUACUUCGCCUGAGCUCGGCCAGAGUUGAGUCUCAUAUCCUCAAACACCAUGUGUCUGUAUGUUUAACAUGCCCCGUUCAUCUUGGGGGGCCUCUAGAUGUGCACAUAGUUAACUGGCAACAUUUCACACAUUCAAGGUCUCUGUUAAUCUCUGUAUUUAUUUGAGCUGCAAGGAAACAUUUUUGUCCCUUCAUUCUAUGCUUUUACACUGACAGUUCUGACUUUGCUUUGGGGAUUAUAUUAUUAUUAAUAAUAUAAUUAUGAUUAUGCCAAGGCCGAUGGAAUAGAACUUUUGAUGAAAUUAUACCAUUAAGGUUGCAAGAAAGACAUAUUUGUGGAACUUCUGUCAGCACUGACUUAGAAGGGCACAACUUCAGGACACGAGUACUUACUGUUCUUUUUAUGUUUCUUACACAUGUAUUAACAAAUCAGUGUCAGUGUUUUCUUUUUGUUAGUCCUCAACUCUACCGUAGUUGAUUAAGUUGGUUUCUUGAGUAACAGCCAACAGAUUGUGCUUAUAUUGGAUACCAAAUCUUUAUAUUAUAAUAAGGACACAUUGAACAGUUCUUUGGGACAGAGGAAGAUUGAACAGCCAGAAGUCUGUAAUUCUCUCACCAUGAGAGGAGUGUUAUGACAAUCAGCUGUCUGGGUCUAAAGAGAGAAUUAUAGUUAAUAGAGGACUGGUUCCUGAGACCAGCACCCUUUUUUGAACCAAACCUGUUAGUUAGUUAUCUUUUUUCUACCCUGGUUUCUUUUUUUCUUUUUCCCAACAUUAUCUGUUAGACUAUCACAUUUAGACUCUAAAAAGAAGUACUAAUAUCUUGUGUGUGAGAUUAGUCUCUAUGUACUGCUGAUUAUUUUUAUUAUUAUUUUUUUUAUUAUUUCUACCACAAGUCCAGCCUGAACCUUUGCUUUCUUAAAGGACCACUCCAUUGUUUUCAAACUAAUAUCUAUCUACUGCUUCUGUAGUGUAUGACUGAUUACUACUUAUAAUAAUUUGUUUUUCUCUAUCCUGAGAAAAGAUCAGAAAGCCUGUUUCUGUGAAACGUACUUAUAAUGGAAGCCUAAAGGCAGCUGUUAAAUUACAUUAAACAUUUACAAUAUCGGACUAUAUAACACACAAUCAAAAAUAACACAUCAAAGAUUUUCUUAUGUCUUUUUAUUUCACCUUUUCACGUAUGUCUUUUUAUUUCACUUCCCAACUCUGGGGCAGUAGAGUAAAAACAAAUUCUGGUCUCUUAUGCUUUUCUUAGGAUUUUAUGAUCUUGCAUGUUAGAGGCUCUGUGUGUGUGUGUGUGUGCAUCUGAAAUGUAGUCCCAUUCGCUAAAAGACAAAUUUAGAUUUUAGAUUUAAAGGACAUUAGAUUUAAAGUCCAAUUCUAUAAAUAAAGUUGUUUCACAUUACCAUUACCAUGCCCCAACUUCCCUAGAGCCUCUCUUUAUAAAUAAGUUUUGAGUAAAUGAGUUUUCUUAUCUUUUCUUAGUGCACAGAGAAGUUUGCAGUUGUUUUGGUAAUUGCCUAUGCACUAGAGAUGCAGUGGAUAGAGAUCAGGUUAAACAAACCCUGGAGUAUUACUUUAAGUGUCUUGUGAUUCAGCCUCAUACACUGUUGUGGUGGUGCAUGAAUCAUGAUGUAAAGAACAGAUUAUUAUAAUUUUUUUUAAUUGUUGUUUUUUUAUGUAUCUAAUUAUGUCCAAUAUGGUGAGUUGUAUAUUGUUUGUUUAGAUCUAUACACACACUGAUGGCUCAUGGAACCAUGGCCUUAAUGGUAGGGAGGUCUUGAGGGUUAUGGGAAAGUGUUUGUUGGUUAUAGAUAUCUAGUUAGCCACAUUACACUUGAAUGUGUUACGCACCUUAUUUUUUGCCCAAAUGUCAGUGAUAACGCAAUAGCCUUUACCAUAGAAGGUUUUUGACCAUUCAAUUGAUUCUGAAUUUGAGGACUUCUAUUGUGCAACUCUUUUGCAUCUGUGGUGCUUUGGAGCUCUUCUCAAGAGCUUUGUAGAGUCAUUGGGUUUGUCCAAUAGGCGAGUGGUUUAGUUUUUGCUGAAGGCUUUUGAGAUUGUGGGGUACAUUAGCAAAUGAUUCGACAAUUCGUUAAAAUUGAACUGCUAUUGUAGGCAUUUUUUUAUACUGGUAUAAAUGCAAUUAUUAUUGGAACGUUGAUUAGCUUCCCCAUAUGUUUCACUUUUAACUUUAAAUAACCUAUAGUUGGACAUUUUUAAACUUUUAUACCUAUGCAUUUAUAACCAAGAGAUUUUAGUGGGUUUUUUUGUGUAUAUAAUGAUUUUAGAUAAUGUGUAUUGUAGUAGUUUUAAACUUUAAUAGAGUGCAUAGAGAAAAACCCUCUUCCUGUUGUAGCAGUAUUAGCCUAUAGAAUAGUAUAUUUUUAUUAUAGCAGACAAUUAAAUACAACUUUCAGUUAGUCCUGUUAGCCAAGAAAGAUUACAAAUAUUUAAGCAUACUGUUAUCCUACAGUAACUGAAGCACAAUGAAUUAUCGGUGCUAAACAUUUUCCUGAAACAAAUAUUUUAUUUACCAUGAGAUCACGAUUAAAAAAAAAAAAUCAACCGUGGAACUGAUUCUUAAGGUUGAGUUUCUUCAGCUUUUUACCAGCGUUAUUCAUUACUGUCAUUUUCUGACCGAACUGUGUUGCAGGGGCAUUUUAGUUCUCAGUCUCGAAUACUUGACUUAGUUAUUUUUUCAUAUUUGACGCUGGUCUCUAAACUUGCAGAUGCACUUUGAAGGGCAUUGGACAUGUACCAUUAGUAAUUGUGUGGAAAUGGCUAGAUGUCCUACCUCUUGUUGCCUGUUUCUAAUAUAAUGGUAACAUCACUGCGUUAGUCAUUUCUUCACAAUUACACAAGUGGUGGUGUUGGAAUAAAUUCUUUCUCUCAAAGUUUCCGGGCAUAUUAUAGUGUCACUUAGCUCAGAAAUGACCAAAAGGCGUAUCUGUUCAGAGGCUACUCUUGGUGCCAAUUAAAUCUUUUACAUUAACUGCCAUACCUUUUUUUUGUUUUGUGUUUUUUUUUUGUUUGUUUUUUUUAAAUAAUAAUAAAGUGCUAAAGAUUCAGAGCUUUGAAGUAACCCUGCAUGGUUAGAAUGAAAUUCACCAAAUGGAUUUGAAAGAGCCUUAUCUAUUUUCAGUCUUUGUGGAAGUGUACAGUGUGAAUACGGUCAUGUUCAGCCAAGCAGUGUGCUCGUGUUUUACAUUCUUAUCCCACUGGCUGCUAAUUUGGAACAAAAUAUGUUGUCAUUUUCCAUUCAAAUUUUUCGACAUCUGUAGAGCUAAUAUUUAUCACUUAGCUUAGGAAACAACCGAAGUGAACAAUUUAAACCUAUUUUCUCCUUUGUUUUUUCACUUCAUCUUCCUUUUUAUUGGUUUUCAAUGAUACAGUUCGCUUUGUCGUGUAAAUAUGACAGUGAUCACAGCUUUUACUGUACCUGAGUUUUAGUAUUUUACCUUUUAAAGCCAGCACCUUAGAUUGUCAGAACUCUUAAGCAUAUGCAAUUCCUAUAUAAUAAAAAGAAAAUGUAUGAUUGAGGUGUUUUUGCACUAUAUGAAUAGUUGUGGACUGGGUUAUUGUUCAAAAGAUUAGAAUGUUGGUUGUCCACUUUAAUCACCAUAACUGCUAGUGGAUACUGCAGUUGUGUUUGGGGUUGUAUUACACCAUGCAAAUUGGUGCAGAAUCUGAAGCUAAGUCCUGACAUUUGAAUAACUAUGCAAAAACUGAUUUUGGUUCAGAGCCAUUCAUCUUGUUGUAGUGUUUUUUUUUUGUUUGUUUUGUUUUGUUUUGUUUUUUUUGGGACAUGUUCAAAUUUGUUCAAAUUAGUUUUAUGAUGAUUCCUAGUGGUUUGUAUGUAAGUCUGAUUUUGAAUUUAAACUUCAUUCUUUCAAAGACUUUAGGACUGAUUUUUAUAUAAUGUCUUAAAUGUAAUGGAUGGAGUUCAUUGGAAAUGGAUUGAUCUUUCAAAAUAUGAAACUGGCAUUUGUGUCCAAGAGAGUUUUUCUUCUUCUUCUUCUUCUUCUUCUUCUUCUUCUGCAGAAGUUUCAUGAUGUCCAGUGUAAUCCAAAACAAGUGACAAAGUAAUGCUGGAUGUGAUGAAAUUUGGUGUAUUGAACUAUGGUAGAUUAAUCCUUUUGUCUAUGCACAGCACAAAUACAUAGCACAUAUCAGCAUUUUGUGAUAACAUGGAGAAGCUGAAUGAGAAUCAGCAUGGUGCUGUUUUGAAAUUACAAUGCAGAGGUACGCUUAUUUGGUAAAUCCAAGAGAAUGUCUACCAAAUUAAUGUGUCCCUUUCAAACUAGAGGUCAAACUUAUAGAGAAAAUCAGUUGCAUACCUGAAUCAAUAACAAUAAACUGUUUUGCUAAAUAUAUAGUCAGGAUUUUACAGAUCUGAUAUUUCCUCUUGACUGGCAAGAGUCAAAUGAAAUUCAGUCUCCCUAAUAAAUAAACAUUUCUCUAACUUUGCACUCUAACUUUCUACUUGUAACUGAAUACGAUAAUCAAAGCCUCCAAGUCUACUGAAAAUAUAAACGUGAGAGAAAAAAAAAAUGCUCCACCCCCGAUAAGACUAUGGUGUAUAUGAAGAUACUCAAUGGCAUAAGUAAUACACAUACAUGUAUAUCAGCUGCAGUUCAGAUGUGCGGAACUGAGUUAACAUUUGUGUUUGGGCAAUUAUUACUGACAUAUGGACAAAUCCUUCUGUUGCUUGUGUUUGAGGUGCUGCACUGUAAGAAUUGUUUAUAUUUAGGGCAAUAUUAUGUUGUUUCUGUUUUACAUUUUAGGACAUUUAUAAUUACUGAUGUUUUUAAGCAUUAAAUUCCAUACUGCCACUAUUUGAAACUAUAGCCUGAUGCCCAGGUUCUCAUUUCAGACUUAGCGUCUCGGCUUCAGUCAGUGCUUGUCAUCCCCUAAUCUGCUCCAAGUCACUAUGUGCACAAAUAAAUAAAUUAAUUAACAGGUUACCAUUUAGAAAAUUUUGCCAAUGCCAUUUUACGCCAUACUAAUUUUUUCUAAAAUGAUUUUACUAAAAAUCAGCAAAGUCUGUUUUUGAUAAGAAGUGACAUAUCAUUGGUCACCACUCAAAUGUACACAAAAUACUGAAAUGAAGUGUUCCUGUGUACAAGGCUGAAAAUCUUUAAAAAUAAUAAUAAUAAAAAAAAAAUCACUAGCUUAAUAACCUGGCUUUUUAUACCAACUUCAUACCAACUACCUCAGAACAAUUUAGGGUGCUAACCUUAUCUCCUUAUCUCUCUCUAUCUCUCUCUCUCUUUUUAUAUAUAUAUAUAUGCUCACUGCCCACUUUAUUGGGCAGACCUGUACACCUGCACAUUAAUAUAGUUAUCUAAUCAGCGAAUCAUGUGGCAGCAGCACAAUGCAUAAAAUCAUGCAGAUAUAGGACUAGAUCCUCAGUUAAUGUUCACAUUAAACAUCAGAAUGGGGGGAAAAAGUGUGUUCUCUGUGACUUUAAUUGUGGCAAGUUGGUACCAGAUGGGCUGAUUAAAGUAUUUCAUAAACACACAACAGUCUCUAGAGUUUACGCAGAAUUACAUUCUGAUGUUUGAUGUGAACAUUAACUGAAGCUCUUGACCUGUAUCUGCAUGAUUUAAUGCAUUGCGCUGCUACCACACGAUUGGCUGACUAGAUAACUAUAUUAAUGUACAGGUGUUCCUAAUAAAGUAGACUGUGAGUGUAUAUAUAAUUUAUAUGAUCAUGACAACGAAUAAUAAUAGUGACCAAACAACUCAAGCCAAUACUGCAUUUUAGAUUUAGCAUUUUCAGAAAAAAAAAAAAAUUGUAUUGUUGGCGAGAUGAGAGACAUCCUGUCAAACAAAAAAAAUGUAGGGGACCAAAUUGUGAAAGGACUUUCUGUGGACUGUAAACCGGCGUUUGGCAAAAACUGUAGUCGUAAUAGAUACUUAUUAAUUUUGUUUCAAAAUAUGCUCGUCAGUAAACAUUAAACAUUGUUUUCUGUGGUAGUUUGGUAGUGGCAUAGACACGGCACGAGGAUAGGUUGCUAAUAGGGCCGGGCAAUAUAACGAGGAGAUAUUGAUAUUGUGACGCAGUCACGAUAAACAUGAUACACUUUUGUUUCGUCAUUAUCAUCAGGUGUCACUGCUUUUAUAACUUACUGUAAAAAGCAACCGACGGGACAAUAAACAUUUUUGUACUAAUUGGUUUAUUUUUAUUUUUGCUUUGUUAGCAAAACCUUGUUAGCAAAAUAUAUAUCAUGUAUCGCAAAGAUGUUUUUAAGUUUUGUGAUUUAAUAUUUUUGCCAUAUUGCCCAUCCUUAAUUGCUAGUUUCUUCUUUGAGUGUACACAGAGCAAUAAUUGCAUUAUUACUCUUGUCUACAGGGUGCAUCAUGGUUUAAUUAUUUUAGGUGACUGUGUGGUUCCUCAGCAAGUGUCACUGAACGCAGUUAGAUUUUUUCUGGUUGUGAAAUUUUUGUGUUCUCUCUGUAAUCAUCAGUAGUGAUGUGCCGUAUUUAGGAUCACAUUGGGUUCAGUUGCCCCAGUCAGCACUGCUCUGCUUUUGCAAUACUACAGAAAGGCAAAUUUGCUACAUCCAAAAAUCCUAGCAUGUUUGUACAAUUUUUUUUAAAUGUUAGUCCAAGUUUGGCAGCAUGAUUUCUAACAAACCAGCUUGUCAACAUCGCUGUGUCUGAAUACUUGCAUUAGGCUCGAUUCUUCUUUUUGAUAAAUAUUCAGUAUUGCAAUAAACAAAACGAGGGUUUUUUUUUUUUUUUUUGGUGAAAGCUCCACAGCAAGUGUAAGCAGGUUGAGAAUAAGCUAUUUAAAAUAGUUUUGCGUGUAAUUUUUUACCUUGCAACAUUUUACAAAGGGAAUUUACUGUUAAAUUAAUAAUGAAAUAUGUUUGCAAAAUAUGCUCUACUGAUACACUGGCCUGUUUCCGUUGGUUCAAGAUCGAAAAGGUACAAAGGGUAUGAAAAUAAAAUCAAUAUUCUUGAUAUUUUUGUUGAGCUAAAGACAUUCACUUUGUGUGUGUGUGUGUGUGUGUGUGUGUCUUUUCAGAUCUGUCAUCUCCUGUAUUUAUAUUUGGUGAUAAUUAUUUUUGAUUUGAUAAUUCAUUCUCACAUCAAAGAAUUUAUACAUGAAUUACUCAUGCAACCUUGAGUGAAUGCUGCAUAGAAUGAUCAGUAUUUGUAUAUUGCACUUUCUAAUCAGUAAAAAAAAAAAAAGCCCUAUGUAAAAUUGGGCAGAGAAAUUAAAAGAAAAUUAAGACGAGGUAUAUUCUGCUAUAAUAGGAUUUUUUUUUUCUUAAGAAAAAAGUGACUUUUCUAAAAUGUGCGUAGACAUGAAGUACCUCAGAAGCCUGAUAUAUGCUGCAUCAACUUCAUUUUUUUUCUUUUGUGAACAUUGUCUUUCGUACAUACAGUAAUACAGUUUUCCCUACAGAGAGGUUGGAUGUGCAUGCAAGGCAGUGCUUACACCCUUCUAAAAUGUGUUUUGGUUUGAUUAAAGUGUUUUUUUAACAGCAUUAUUUACAUUGGCUUUUAUUUGGGUGAAAGAUGUGUGCUAUGGAGUACAUAGGGAAUUAUUUUAUGGAAAAAAAAAGCAUUCUGUAUCAGUUUUUUUUCACCAUUCUCGUUGAUGUUUCGUACUAAUCCGGCAUCUAACUUCAGAGAAGAUCACAAAUGGCAACUAAUUAGCAGUAGUCCUGAAAGACUGCUGACUCAGGUAUUGCCAUUUAAGGGCUGUAUCUGCUACUGAAUCUCCGCCCUGUACUCACUCGCGUGUCUUAAAGUAGCCCUGGAACUGUAUUUAUGGCUAAAACAUCAUGCAGUGUAUCUGACCUUGAAAGGUGAACUAUUAAGCAGACCAUGCAAAUCAUGCAUUGUUCUACAUCACUGCCAAUCAUGUGCUAGAUUUUUGCCAUAAAUCUACCUCCUGGGAAUGUAGGAGUGUCCUGGAAAUGCUAGAUAUGAAAGCGAUAAUCUUCCAUUAAUACGUGUUCUGAAAACUCCAGGACUCUCUGGCUGAAGCUGUGUGGUUAGUGUGUUUUCCCAUAUUCAUCUAAGCCAUGAAAGUGACCAAAGUUUUUAGGAAGGCGUUCCAGUGGCACUGCCUCGCAAGCUCAAAUCUCCCCCUCACUUCAGACAUUUAUUUUUCUUUUUUAAUUCCUACUUAAGCACCUGCCAAAUUGAAUUUACUGUCAUUCCUGUUGAGAGCUUUUAUAUCUCAUUCUUGUAUUUGGACUCAUCGCUAAGCUCUGUGUCUUUUAUUUCAUUAUGUAAAGUGUGAGCUUUGAGAUUUUUUUUUUUUUCAUUUAUGCUUUUAUUAUGAUUGCAAGCUCAAUAUAUGCUGUAAACCCUGCUAGGAUAUAAUGUGAAUAUCAUUUAAUAUAGUUGACUUUUUUUGCUUGACUGUAUAUGGCAUUGAUUAAUAAACUUGAGUUCCCCUCACUUGC